Macrosiphum euphorbiae (potato aphid) is the source of this 228-nucleotide messenger RNA. The record is from the annotation of a GenBank genome assembly. Lineage: Eukaryota; Metazoa; Arthropoda; Insecta; Hemiptera; Aphididae.
AUGGAAGUUUAUACAAAAGCUCCGACCGAUUACAAAAUCGAAAAUGUCAACAUUUCAUCAAGUGAAGGACCAAAAACAGAAAAACACAUAAUUAUUGAUUUGUUAACUGAAAACAACACUAGUAAAAGUAUCAGAAUGUCGGUGUUGCAACUCAACAAUUUAAGACACAAUGUUGCUAAUUUAUUGAAGCAUACCAAUCGCCUUAAGACAAAACUUCAACAGAAUUAA